AUGAAUACCUAAAAACUUCCUCAUUUAUAAUCACCAAAGAGGCCUCAGACAAAAGCAAAAACGAAAUCGAUUGCAAUGAAUUUAUCAAUCAAAGAUUCUUUGUAAGAAAUAUCAACGUUUCGAACUACAACUUAGAGCAGAUCAAACAUAUAAUUACCUCAAACUGAUAGACUCAAAACCUACUCUGAUGUUUCCUAUCUUAAUUUUCGAAAUGCUCCUUAUAAGCAGUCUUCUGUCUCAUCUCCAAAAAUACCUUUAAGCAAUAUUGCUAGAGAUCCAUAAUUAUACGAAUUCGUAAAAUUUAUCGGUUAUAUAUUUAGCAUAGUUAAGCAAACAAAACUAAUAUAUAUACAUCAAUUAUUAAAGACAAUUUUAAAGGAACAUUUAUUGAUAAUCCAACAGAAUUAAAAAUGCACGAGAAAACAAUUGAUUUUUCUCCUUUACUCUAAAACAUUAAGAUACAUUAAUUUAAAUAUUACCUUUAGUCUAUUUUACAAUAGGAGUGCAAAACUAUCUUUGAUACAAAAUGUCCUCCAAAUAGAUAGUAAGCUAUUGAUCUAUUAAUGUGGUUUGAUAAAAUGAUUUAAACUUUAAACACUGAUAAUUUGAGAUUAAUAACUGAUUUAACUAAUUAAUUGUAAUUAGUUUAUUAAACUUGCAUGCAUGAAUUAGCUAGACAAAUAUCAUAUGAAUGUAAAGAAAGAGGAACUUUAUUAUUAAUUAUUUGGAAUUCAUUUGUAUCUUUUAUAGAAAUGCUUAUUUCAAAUGUUGCAAUGAAUUUCGAAGAAAUGGAAAAUUAAUCAAUUGAAACUAUUUCCAGGAUUUAAAAAACUCAUCAAACAUUUGUUUCAUAAUUAUAAUAAGAAAUCUUUUAGUUAAAAUAAUAAAUGGCUUAAUUAGAAUUAGAAAAAUAAGAGUUAAAUGAUAAAAAUAUAUAUUUAGCAAAAAAAAAUCUUCAAUUAACAAAUGAAAUCAAAUUAUUAGGUUCUUAAUUAGAUGAAAUGACUGAUAAUCAUAAUAAAGUUUAUAACGAAUUAAUUUAAACUAAAUUAUAAAUAGAAACUUAAUCUUCUUAAUAAACUUAAACUACAUAAAAAAUUAAAAUAGGAAUUCAAGAAGGUCAAUCAGUUGUAGCACAUCUAUUAUCAAUGAAAAAUACAAUGUUUUCUAAAUUAAAAAAAUAAACUUCUAUUUAAUUUGAAAAAGUUGAAUAAUUGAAGGAAGAUGAAGAAUAUUUUAAGUAAGGCUUAUCAAAAACUGAUAUAGACUAAUUGAAUUCAACAUUUUAAUAUUAAAAUACGUUAAAAUUAUAAUCAAAAGCAUUACUUCCAAUUAAUAUUGAAGACAGUAUAAUAUUUUAAUUAUCUUAGAGGCUGUUUAAACUGAUUAAUCUUUUUCUUUUUUAUUUGAUCAUAUUGAGGAUUUAUUUAAUCAAAGAUAAACUGGUUCAUAUCCAAAUAUGUAAUAUUUUUUAUGAAUUUUAGUUAGAUUUCAAAAAAUGAGAUUAUGUAGAAUUAUAAAGAUUAAUUAAUCUAAUUGCUAUAAUUUUGUAAUAAUAAUUAGUUAGAGUCAGAUGUAGAGAUAAAAAAGAAAUUCAUUGAAUAAAUGUUAGAAAUAUAAGAAUAAAAAGUUAAUGCAAAAUAUUAUGAGUAAACUUUAUAAGAAGCUACUUAAGAAUUUAUUGAGCUUCUUAAAAGAAAAAAAUAGAAAAUUAAAAAACUUAAAAAAAGUCAAACAUAUUUACAAAAUCGUCUUAAUUCAAGUAAAUUAUAUAGUUUAUUUUUCAAGUGCAAAGUGAAAGCAGUCCUCCUAAACAAGAUUUUCCAUAAGUUUUAGUAAAUUCGCCUGGUGUAAAAACUCCUUCAUUUAGAAAUUCUUUAGUUUUUAAUUAAUAGGAUGCUUUAUAAGAAGAUAUUAUUGAAAGUGAUGAAAAAAGUGAAGAUGAUUCAAUAAAACAAAAUAUAAAUUAAUAAAGUAAAUAAAUAAAAAAAGAACCAAUUUUGGAUUAAGAAAAUUCAAACAAUGCAAGUCAAAAUAUUAUUGACUUGGAGAUUGAAGCAAUUUAGGAUAACUAAAUUUUAGAAGAAAAUCAAAUUAAUAAAGAUUUAUAAGAUAAUCAAAAUUAGGAAAAUAUCAUUUAAAAUUUUGAAAUUGAAAAUAUAGAAAAAAAUCAAUCAGAAGAUUUAAAUAUGAAGAAUUCUAUCAAUAAGAAUAUUUUAAACAAUAGUGUAAACAGAAAAAACAGUAGAAGUAGUUAAAGCAAAUAAAGCAUAGAAGACUAGGAAUAGUAAAAUUAAAGAUAAAAAAAUUUAUCACCAAUAAAAAGUUAGCUUAAUAGAAAAUCUUUGUAAAUAAAAAGCUUAUCAACAAUCAAAGAUAUGGAUGAUGAACCUAAACAAUAAUAAAUAAAAAGAAAACAUUCUAAAGUUGUUAAAUAAAUGUAAUAAAAAUCUAAUAAUACUAUAAAUAUUCUUGAUUAAUCUAGUGAAGCUAAUGAUAGUGAAAAUUUAUCAUUAGUUUCUAGUGAUGAUUUGUCUGAGAAAACAAAAGAAGAGGAUAUAAAAAAAAUUGAAAAAAUAAGGAAUUUAGUAUAAUAAUAUGGUGGUGCCAAUAUUUAAAAAAGAAGAUUUACAAAACCAGUAGCAAUUAAAUUAUCAUUAUUAUCUGAUUUGAAAAAAGAAAGAAGAGUCAAAAGAAUUUAUAGUCAAAAUACAGAUGCAGCAAAUUCAUUGUUACAUGAAGUAAUGAAUAUCAAACUCAAAAAAUAAAAAGAUUCAAUAAUACCAAUUUCAUCUAUUAUUAAAAUUUUUAAUACUAUCAUAUCUGAUACAGCUAAAAAUUAAGAAGGAUAUAAAAUUCCAUUACAUGUUAGUAUUUAUGAUUUCUUUUUAAAAAAAUAUGGUUUUAAAAAUGUGGCUGAAAAGAAAAUUAAAUAAGUAAUUAUAAUUAAUGAUUGAUUUAAGUUACUUUAGUUUAUUUUUCAUAAGAAAAACUAAUAUCCUAAAUUGUGCUUGAUUUCAAGAUUGUGUUACAUGGAUGAUGAAAUGGAUGAAGCUGUCUAUAAAUUAAUUGUAGAGUCGAUUAAGUAUUUUCAUAAUAAGUAAGUAUCUAAAUAAUUUAGAGAAAUACAAUUAAAUAAACCUGAAAUUAAUCUAACACAUGAAUAACUAACUGAAUAUUGUAACGACUUCUUAUAAUAGCUCCUUGGUUAAAGCUAUAUUACUUAACUGUUGCAAUAAUUGAAACAAAAUAAUAAUAAAUGUAAUUUUAUAUAAUUUAUCAGACAUCAUAUUUGAAAAUGUUAUGAUCUAAGUAAUGAACUUAUAUUUUUAAAAAAAAAGAUAGUGUGAAGAUAGUUUGAAAUUAAUAUUUCAAGCUGCUGAUUUAGAUGGUAAUAAUCUUAUUGAAUUCUCAGAAGUAUUAUUAUUAUAUAUUAUAUUAGUUCAAAAAUUUGUACAAAGCUAUUCAUCAUAAUAUUUAUGAUAAAAAUGUAGUUUUAGAAUAAUUUAUUAGUUAUGCUGAUUAUAUAGAAGAAUUAUCUAAAAAUAAAAUGAUAACUCUUCCUAGAUUUGCAGAAAUGGCUAUUGAACUUAAUUUAUUUUCUAAGGAAUAAAUUAAUUAAUAUAGUAGAGGAUUUGAAACUUUAUUACAAGAAUGGGAAGAACAAAAAAAUUUUAUUAAAUUUAGAUAUUUAAAGGCUGAAAAAUUUCCAAAAGUUAAAUUCACUUUUAACUUAUUAACAGAAUAAAUAAAUUUACUUAAAAAUAAAUAAAAAACAACUCAUGAUCCUUAAAGUAAUUAUUAAUUAAUCUUAGCAUUAUGGGUGAGCUACAAAUUAUUGCAAGAGAAAUCAUAAAGAGUUGUUUUAAAGUAUUAUUUUUUAUAUAUUUAGUCAUGAGGCAAGAGAAUGCUUCUUUGAUUUAGUUCCGCAUGAAAUUUGGAUAAUACAACAAGGAUAUAGAGCUAUAGAAGAACUAUGUAUAUGA
Molecule: messenger RNA, 3986 nt
Organism: Paramecium sonneborni
Lineage: Eukaryota; Ciliophora; Oligohymenophorea; Peniculida; Parameciidae
Source: the annotation of a GenBank genome assembly